Messenger RNA from Morus notabilis, 1109 nucleotides. Its product is annotated as protein PYRICULARIA ORYZAE RESISTANCE 21. Lineage: Eukaryota; Viridiplantae; Streptophyta; Magnoliopsida; Rosales; Moraceae. Gene Ontology annotation, molecular function: metal ion binding. The transcript has 3 exons. Bases 154 to 798 code for a protein of 214 amino acids. The record is from RefSeq and is a predicted model, not a curated record.
UCUUUCAUGGAUCAUGGAUAUUUCAUGUCUUUUUUCUAAACUUUCUCCAUUUAAUUAUAAAUUCCUCAAUAUUACGGUACCAAUCUGCUACUCCAUCGUGAUCAAUUGCUUCGAGUUGAUCAGGUACUGAUCAUCAUUUGAGAUCUCAAAGCCAUGGUGGAUAAUAAGCAAUCAGUCACCACAAUGGUGCUGAAGGUGGAUCUUCAGUGUUGGCGAUGCUACAAGAAGGUCAAAAAAAUUCUUUGUAAAUUUCCCCAAAUACAAGACCAGGUAUACGAUGAGAAGCAAAACACAGUGACAAUCAGAGUGGUGUGCUGCAGCCCCGAAAAGAUCAAGCGAAAGAUAAUCUGCAAGGGUGGAGAAUCCAUCAAGAGCAUUGACGUCAAAGUCCCCGAAAAACCCAACCCCAACAAAGAAAAUCCCGACAAGCAGGGAAAAAGUAGUAAACCCCAAGGUGAUGGGAAACCUAAUGCUUCUGAUCUCCCGAAGCCGAAGAAAGAUCAACCCGAUCAGAAGACCCGAUGUCCCCCGGAUUCCAAAGGAAAACCUGAGAACGUGCCGCCUUCAUCGGGGCCGACGCUGGUGCCAGAGUACCAACCGCCGACGUGCUGCAGGGAGUGUUACGAAGGGCGUGGCGGCGGGCCGUGCUUUUACGGUUGUCAAGGACGGGGGCUGCCGCCAUGUUAUCAAUACGACGGUUAUUUGGGAAGGCCGGUUUACGACAGCUACGGCGGAGGAAGAAGCGCUUGCUACCUGAUUUGUGAAGAAGAUUCCGGUCAAGUAUGCCGAAUUAUGUAAAAUGCUACUAGAAUGCCAUGCAGCAGCUAGAAUAUGCAAUGAUCAUCUUCUUUGCGUGGAAAUAAAAACGUAAGCUCGAUAUUAAGGGUCUUUGUUGGGUGCAUCACAUUCUAGUAAUUAUCUUUUGUUUAUUGUUUCUGAAAAUAAAAGGAAUUUUAAAGAUUGUAUUGCAUGCGCACCGUCUUCGGUCUCCACUAUUGGAUUCACUUUCAGAGAAACAAAAAGGGAGUGUUAAUCUAGUUUUUGACAAUCCGUUUAUUGUUUUUAAUAAGUGUGUGUUUGAUGAUUAUGGGGAAAUAAUAAAGACUUGA